This is a messenger RNA of Tauraco erythrolophus (red-crested turaco), 1238 nucleotides long. The record is from RefSeq and is a predicted model, not a curated record. Lineage: Eukaryota; Metazoa; Chordata; Aves; Musophagiformes; Musophagidae.
AUGGGAUCUUUGCAUUCAGAACUUCCUGUUGUUGGAGUAAGUACAGCCUCAACAUGUGUGUAUGACAGGCAUCAGAAUCAAUCCCUGGCCAUGUGUAACCAUUGCAGUGAUUUGGAGCAAUUGCUAUUGAACAGACUGAAUGCUUCGCGGGAAAUAGCCCCAGUAACCCUCCCGAAUUGCCAGCUCAUUAAAGGGAUCGAAACUGGUUCAGAAGACAUUGACAUACUUCCCAAUGGACUGGCUUUUAUCAGCUCCGGCUUAAAAUAUCCAGGAUUAAAAAGCUUUGCACCAGACAAGCCAGGUGAAAUAUUUUUGAUGGAUUUGAAUGAAGACCAUCCCAGAGCAGUGGAACUGAGAAUCAGCCGAGGGUUUGAUCUGGCAUCAUUUAACCCUCAUGGAAUCAGCACCUAUGUAGACAGAGACGACACCGUGUACCUCUUUGUUGUGAACCAUCCUCAUCAGAAAAGCACAGUAGAAUUGUUUACCUUUGUAGAAGAUGACAAUUCUCUUGUACACCUGAAAACCAUUCAACACGACCUUCUGACAAGUGUCAAUGAUAUAGUAGCUAUGGGACCAGAUAGCUUCUACGCUACCAAUGACCACUACUUCUCCGACUUCACCUUGAUGUUCUUGGAGGCGUUCUUGGGUUUAACUUGGUCAAACGUUGUUUACUACAGUCCAAACGAAGUUAAAGAAGUAGCAGCUGGGUUUUAUUCAGCCAACGGAAUUAACGUUUCACCUGACAGAAAGUACGUCUAUGUUGCAGAUGUAUUUGAUCAUAAUGUCCAUGUUAUGGAAAAACACGCUAAUUGGAAUUUGACCCAUGUGAAGACGCUGCAGCUGGACACUCUGGUUGAUAACUUGUCUAUUGACCCUCACACCGGAGACAUCUGGACAGGAUGUCAUCCCAAUGGGAUGAAGCUGUUCUACAACGACCCGGAAAAUCUGCCUGCCUCUGAGGUCCUGCGCAUCCAGAAUAUCCUCUUGGAAGAGCCUGUGGUGACGCGUGUCUACGCCGACAACGGCUCCGUGCUGCAGGGAAGCUCGGUGGCGUCCGUCUACGAGGGGAAACUGCUCAUCGGCACUGUCUUCCACAGAGCGCUCUACUGUGAGCUAUAGCUCGUCUUGCGGGUAAGAUCUGCUCCAGCGGAGAGGAUUUAAUUCCUUGGGAACUCGCGCAGUUUCUGCCAGAUUUGCUAACAACAAGACUGUUCCGAUAAAGGUUAACUAGAGUCAUG